AUGGCUACGAGUCCGGAAUACUUCCCCAAUGGAGGCAGAGAGGCUAAAGCUGUAUUUAUUUCAGGCAUUAGCAUUACCUUCUACAAGUCGCAGAAGACAAUUAGACCGCCAGAGGUUCAGCUUGAUGGGCUGCCGAGGUUACCAGUCCUCAAACACGCUACCGACGUGAAGGGGAUAUGGAUAUGGCAUGGGGGGAUGGAGAUUUGCUCCGAGUCGAAGCUUACAAUCAAAGUCUCCUCUGAUAGAUCAUUAUCCAUUAUGGGCACUAAAACCGUCACGUUGACAAUCCCCGUCAACGUUAUACUCCAGGAGUCUGCUGACGGUGGCGGCGGCGGUGAAGUUUGGCGAAAUUCGGACGCGUCGAAGUUCGAGAUCAGUAUAGAAUACUCCCUGCCGAAGGCUGAACCGAUGUUGAGGGACCCUUCUUCUGGGAGCAGUGCUUCUGCUUCACCUGCAACAUCGGAGAGCUACCUCCCUUCGACAAUAGACGACAUAACUCGCGUCUGUCCGAGGUUUCGCGUACUUGUCAUCGGAAAGACCGGUGUUGGGAAAUCAUCUCUGAUCAACAACGCCUUCGGUGUCACAGCAGCUAGUGUAUCCAAAAGGAAACCGGGUGUUCAUGACAUAAACUUCGAGAUUGAAUCAAAGGACAAUGCGCAUUUCGUGGUGCAUGACUCGCAGGGGUUUGAGCCAGGUGAAGAGCAAAAUUUCAACAUAGUCACCAAUUUCAUCGAAGAAAGGAGGCGGAAACCCGAGCUGAAGGAUAAACUGCACGCGAUUUGGCAAGUUCUGGUCAUACCCUGUUCAGGUGGCAGAGUGUUCGAAAUUGGUGACGAAAACUUCAUUAACCUCCACUUGGGUCACGUGCCCGUCGUUGUUGUGUUCACCAAGUUUGAUAAAUUAGUCACCAUGAAGCGCAUGCGUCUUCCUUCGACACGGACCGCGGGGCUUUCAAGUGAUGAAGUCUUGCAGCUCGCGAGGGACGAUGCGUUGCAGGCUUUCGAGAAGCUAUGCAUAGAUCCGCUCAAGACAGUCGUUGCCGGAAAGGAGAUGCCUGCCUACAUCAAGGCCUCCACGUCGAAGGGCUACGAAGAAACACUGGCUGAGCUCGUUGAUCGAACAUACACGGAUGUUCGAAAGUAUGUCGCAGAGGAGGCCUCCCUCGUCGGCGCUAUAGCUCAGCGAACGAGCUCUGAGACCAAGAUCUACGCAUCCAUAGCAGUUGGUAAACGCAGGUACUGGGAGGGCCUCGGACACAGCGCUAACUUUCCCAAUCGCCCGCUCAAGAACUGCUUGGACGUGAUCCACCGAGAUGUGAUCGCCGUCUGGAAUUUUCAAGAUCCUAACAAGCACUUGAAUUCCAUCAAGUUUCAAGAACUGAUGUCUCAGAUUGUAGACGACUUAGCAGAGCGGAACAUGCUAGAUCCCAACAAAACACUGGUUGGAGGGAUCACGCUCGUUGGCACCAUCGCUGGGAUCAUCGGAGGGCUUUCGGGGCCUGCUGCGCCCAUCGUGAUACCCAUCGUUGCCACCGUUGUUUUCGCGAAAUGGGUCUAUGAUGUAUACAAGCAAUCGGCCCCCGUCCUUCGCUGCCUGAUGGGAUACAUCGUCGAUUUGACGAUUAUCAUGCAGAUACUCUUCAUGCUCACUCGGGGCGACCCUCGGCCGGUCAGCAACAGGAUGAUCAAACUGGCGACGAAGACCUAUGCUGAGAGCCCCGCCAAAAUACAUAUCCACAACCAGAUCCAGGACUACGUCGAGCGGAACGACGUGUUCAAGCGGAUGCACCGAGAUGGCGUGUUAGCCAAGAUCGUCGAUCUAAUCGAGAAAUGGAAGAUAGAGGAGGGAGAGGGUAUAGGGCUGAGGCUCCGACAGCCCGAAUUGGACAAUCUUAGGUUAUACGAAGAUGAGGCCUGGUAA
This is a messenger RNA of Pleurotus ostreatus (oyster mushroom), 1920 nucleotides long. RefSeq lists its product as uncharacterized. The transcript has 15 exons. The record is from RefSeq and is a predicted model, not a curated record. Bases 1 to 1920 code for a protein of 639 amino acids. NCBI's taxonomy places the organism in Eukaryota, Fungi, Basidiomycota, Agaricomycetes, Agaricales, Pleurotaceae. Gene Ontology annotation, molecular function: GTP binding.